Molecule: messenger RNA, 1502 nt
Organism: Aricia agestis (brown argus)
Lineage: Eukaryota; Metazoa; Arthropoda; Insecta; Lepidoptera; Lycaenidae
Gene: Nup44A
Product: nucleoporin SEH1
Exons: 10
Coding region: 58-1179 (373 amino acids)
Biological process (GO): cellular response to amino acid starvation; positive regulation of TORC1 signaling
Cellular component (GO): nuclear pore outer ring; Seh1-associated complex
Molecular function (GO): structural molecule activity; protein binding
Source: RefSeq, a predicted model, not a curated record
UCGCGAGUCAACGGAAUUUAGCGUUGUUAAUUGUUAUUAUUUCGUAUUUUGUUCAAUAUGACUGAAAUUACCAAUAGUAAUUUGUUUGAAUCACAAACAAUAAUUGCCGACCACAAAGAUCUUAUUCACGAUGUGGCCUACGACUUCUAUGGGGAAAGAAUGGCUACAUGUUCAAGCGAUCAGUAUGUAAAGGUAUGGGAUUCAGACGGACAAGGUGGAAUGAAGCUGACAGCCAGCUGGAAGGCCCAUCACGGCUCUGUGUGGAAGGUGACAUGGGCACAUCCAGAAUUUGGCCAGAUCCUCGCUACCUGCUCCUUUGAUAGAACUGCCGCUAUAUGGGAGGAAGUUGGAGAUACAACAGCAUCUGGGUCUGAGAAAGGCCUGCGGACCUGGGUGAAGAGAUCCAAUCUGGUAGACUCCAGAACCUCAGUCACAGAUGUAAAAUUUGGUCCCAAACACUUAGGUCUACUGGUAGUCACAUGUUCGGCUGAUGGUAUUAUUAGAAUAUAUGAAGCACCAGAUGUGAUGAACCUGGCACAGUGGACCCUCCAGCACGAGAUACCGACCAAAGUGUCCAUCAGCUGCAUAUCAUGGAACCCAUCACUCUCCAGAAUGAAUUCAAACCCACCAAUGUUAGCUGUAGGUAGUGAUGAGCCAAACACAACCAACACUAGUCAAGACAAAACAUGCAACGGAAAAGUUUUCAUUUAUGAAUACAGUGAAGCCUCGCGUCGAUGGACAAGAACAGAUUGUCUCUCGUCAGUGCUAGAACCUGUGAACGACCUGGCCUUCGCUCCCAACCUGGGCCGGUCAUUCCACCUACUAGCUGUCGCUACUAAAGAUGUUAGGAUUAUCAAGAUUGAUCCAUUGCCGUUUACGGAGUCGACGGGCUCGUCAAACGGUUGCGGCGUGCGGUUCAAGACGGAGGUGGUGGCGGCCUUCGAGGACCACCUGUCGUGCGUGUGGCGGGUCUCGUGGAACGUCACGGGCACGCUGCUCGCCUCCUCCGGCGCCGACUGCUGCGUGCGCCUGUGGAAGAUGCAAUACAUGAACCAGUGGAAGUGCGUGGCGGUGUACGCCAACGAGCCGCGCUGCGCCGCGCCGCCGCCCGCGCGCCCGCUCACCACAUACACGCGCCUCGCGACCAUGGCCAACCCCGCGCACAUGCCGCACCACUGACAACAGGAGAGAAGUCCAAAAGCCAGACAACAAUGAAGAAGUGGAUUGGUGAAAUAUGUUUUUAUAAGAGAAGUGAACUUUUAAGCUCAGGAAGCUUUAAAACUUGAACUUUUAAAAAUCAAUGUUAAGUUUUGUCAUGAAGACUCAGCAAUUGUUAAAAAUAUUCAUGUGAUAACUAAUAACACAAUAUAAUAUGGGGUUGCGACUUGAACCCCACUGCCAAAAAAAGUAAAGUUAUCGUCGCAUGGAAACCGACGCGUACCUAUUUAUUUCUCAAACACACCAAGUUAUGUAAAUAAUAAAUGCCUAAUUUGUAAAGUUUG